This is a messenger RNA of Python bivittatus (Burmese python), 1383 nucleotides long. Lineage: Eukaryota; Metazoa; Chordata; Lepidosauria; Squamata; Pythonidae. The record is from RefSeq and is a predicted model, not a curated record.
CUUAAUUUCUGCUGCUUGAAUUCCUCAGGGCAUCAAUCACCAUGGUGUUGGGUGUUCAGCAAGUCGUAGGAUACCUUGCCCUGUGGGCACUUUGCGCCCUGAGCAAACCCACAGAGAAGAAGGACCGCGUCCACCACGAUCCUCAGCUGAGUGACAAGGUCCACGAUGAUGCCCAGAACUUUGAUUAUGACCAUGAUGCCUUCCUGGGGGCUGAUGAGGCCAAGACCUUUGACCAGCUGACUCCAGAAGAGAGCAAAGAGAGAUUGGGAAUGAUUGUAGCUAAAAUAGACACGGAUAAGGAUGGGUUUGUGACCGAGGGGGAGCUGAAGGACUGGAUUAAGAAGGCGCAGAAGAAGUACGUGUUUGACAAUGUAGCGCGCCAGUGGCAGGAGUAUGACAUGAAUCAAGAUGGCUUGAUCUCCUGGGAUGAGUACAGGAACGUGACCUAUGACACUUACCUGGAUGAUCCGGACCCGGACGACGGCUUCAAUUACAAACAGAUGAUGGUGCGGGAUGAGCGGAGGUUCAAAAUGGCCGAUAAGGACGGGGACCUGAUUGCAACCAAGGAGGAAUUCACGGCUUUCUUGCACCCUGAAGAAUACGAGUACAUGAAAGACAUCGUCGUCAGGAAGGCCCGGGCCAAACUCUUUCAGAAUUCAGAGGCUCCUUGGGCUUCCUCCACAGGUGACAUGUAUAGCCACGACGGGGACACAGAAGAACCCGAGUGGGUGAAGACGGAGCGAGAACAGUUUCUGGAGUUCCGGGACAAGAACCACGAUGGGAAGAUGGACACAGAGGAAACCAAAGACUGGAUUCUCCCCUCCGACUACGACCACGCUGAGGCCGAAGCUCGGCACCUGGUUUACGAGUCGGAUCAGGACAAGGACGGCAAACUCACCAAAGAAGAAAUCGUGGACAAGUACGACUUGUUUGUGGGCAGCCAGGCAACGGACUUUGGCGAAGCCUUAGUACGGCACGACGAAUUCUAAGCCGGGGAGCCCUCUUUGUUAAGGAAAAAGAGGGGGAAAGCUGUUGUUUUUACUGUUCCAGGAGUAACACAAGAAAUACUCACUAUCAAGACUCAAUUUCAGCCAACAAUGGGGGGGGGGAACGUACCACCACCCCCACCACCCCCCAUUGGUCCCAUCCUUCCUGCUUUUCUUUCUCCCCUAGAGGUCAGUAUUCUGAAAAGUAGCUUUCGGUUGAAACCCCAGGGUUUGCUUUUUUAAAUAGACUUGCAUGUUCUUUUAUGUCUAACAAGUUCAGUUUAUUUUUGUAUUAUUUUUGUUCCGUGUGAAAUGAAGAAUGCAUAUCCUGAAGCGCUGGGCCUAUCGGGACUGCCCUCUCCCCACUUUUUAACGGCGUGUUGAGCUACAGAGUUAA